AUGGCUCCAGAAGCUUUACCACAGCCCUUGGGCGCUGAUCGCAAACCUGCCGUCACCGAUGAGGAGCGGUUCGUCAGUCCGGAACGUGAUUUCCAAGGGCUCCAUGAGGCCGACUUUGUGACGCACAAUGAACAGCAGGAUCUCAGGCGUGGUCUCCAUCAGAGGCAUAUCUCUUUGAUUGCGAUCGCCGGUGCCAUUGGUACAGGGCUGUUUCUCGGUCUUGGUGGAUCAAUUCAGACCGGCGGCCCGCUGGGAUCUCUGCUCGGGUACUUUACGGUCGGCCUCAUUGUAUGCGCGGUCCAAUUUGCUCUCGGAGAGGUCGCAGCCUUGCUGCCAGUUACAGGUUCCUUUGUGCGCCAUGCAGAAGUCCUUGUCGAUCCGGCACUUGGGUUUGCCAUCGGCUACAACCUCGUCUACGGCAACCUGCUUUCAAUCCCGGCAGAAAUCAGUGCGGUGUGCGUGCUGUUCCACUACUGGACCGACAUCAACUCUACUUUGUGGAUCCUUAUCUUCAUCGCCCUGACCUUCGCCAUCGGCAUCUCGUUCAUCGGGAUCUACGGCGAGGUAGAAUUCUGGUUUGCUUUGCUCAAGAUCCUUUUCAUCAUCUUCCUCAUCAUUCUGGGCCUUGUGAUCGACCUCGGCGGCGUACCUGGCACACCGCGCAUUGGCUUCAGGUACUGGAACACCCCGGGCCCCUUCGUUGAGUAUAUUGCGACCGGCAAAUGGGGCCAUUUCCUGGGCUACUGGUCGGUGAUGACCAACGCCGUGUUCAGCUUCGCCGGCACCGAGAGCAUAGCCAUGGCUGCUGCAGAAACAAAAAAUCCCCGCGUUACCAUUCCGAAAGCGUGUAAGAGAGUGUUCGCCCGAGUCGCCACGUUCUACAUGCUGGCAGUCCUGGUGGUUGGAAUGCUUGUGCCGAGUGACGACCCUCGCCUGAACGACUACUCCGGCACAGCUGCACAGAGCCCCUUUGUCAUCGCAGCCAGCGCAGCUGGCCUCAAAGGCGUGCCCUCAGUGGUCAACGCGAUCGUCAUCACUUCUGCCUGGUCCUCAUCAAACCAAGCGUUGCUCUCAGGCACUCGCGUCCUCUACGGCCUCGCAUUGAAGCGCCAAGCGCCCAAGAUCUUCCUGCGGACCACCCCUUGGGGCGUGCCGUACAUGUGCGUCCUCUUGAACACGGCAUUCAUGUUUCUGGCGUUCAUGACUUUGUCCGAGGGUGCCAUGACGGUGUUCUGGUGGUUCGUCGACCUCACGGCUUGUGGCGUGCUCAUCUCCUGGAUCACCGUGCUGGUGAAUCAUCUCAGGCUCAUCCUCGCGAUGAAGAAGCAGAAUCUGCCGCUCUCGAGCUUGCCUUGGCAUAAUCGGUGGACUGAGUAUUCCACGCCAGUUGCGCUGGUAAUGUGCGUCCUCAUCCUUUUCACCGGUGGCUUCAUGGUCUUUACGAGAGGGAAUUGGUCAGCCAGCGGGUUCAUCUCGUCUUACUUAGAUAUCCCGCUAGUGCUCACCGCAUACCUCGCGUGGAAGUUCUACAAAAAGACGAGCAUUAUCAGUCUGGCUGAUAUUCCCUUGACCGAGGCCCUGGAGAGGGCCGCCCGCGAUAUCGAACCCGAGGAGAAGCUACCGACAUGGCGCAAGGUUGUGGGAUUCUUGUGGGAUUGA
Exophiala aquamarina CBS 119918 is the source of this 1659-nucleotide messenger RNA. RefSeq lists its product as uncharacterized. NCBI's taxonomy places the organism in Eukaryota, Fungi, Ascomycota, Eurotiomycetes, Chaetothyriales, Herpotrichiellaceae. Bases 1 to 1659 code for a protein of 552 amino acids. Gene Ontology annotation, cellular component: membrane. Gene Ontology annotation, molecular function: amino acid transmembrane transporter activity. Gene Ontology annotation, biological process: amino acid transmembrane transport. The transcript is spliced from 5 exons. The record is from RefSeq and is a predicted model, not a curated record.